Messenger RNA from Propithecus coquereli (Coquerel's sifaka), 2156 nucleotides. It is a transcript of the gene CHAT, whose product is annotated as choline O-acetyltransferase. The record is from RefSeq and is a predicted model, not a curated record. Gene Ontology annotation, biological process: acetylcholine biosynthetic process; neuromuscular synaptic transmission. Gene Ontology annotation, molecular function: choline O-acetyltransferase activity. Gene Ontology annotation, cellular component: neuron projection; cytoplasm. The transcript has 15 exons. Lineage: Eukaryota; Metazoa; Chordata; Mammalia; Primates; Indriidae. Bases 176 to 2101 code for a protein of 641 amino acids.
ACCCGGGCGACAGGGUCCCCCCCCGCGCUGCUGACGCGCCCCCCCCCACGCGUCCCUUCCGGCUCACUCCCCCGCCCCGAGUCCCGCCUGGUGCGUGCGGUGCAGCGGCCGCGGAGGCAGCGGAGCCGCGAGAGCAGGUCUACACCUCUGCUUCCCUGGACCUGGAGUCACCACGAUGCCCAUCCUGGAAAAAGACCCUCAUAAGAUGGCAGCGAAAACUCCCAGCAGUGAGGAAGAGUCUGCACUGCCCAAGCUGCCAGUGCCCCCCUUGCAGCAGACCCUGGCAACCUACCUGCGGUGUAUGCGGCACCUGGUACCCGAGGAGCAGUUCCGGAAGAGUCAGGCCAUUGUGCAGCGGUUCGGGGCCCCUGGCAGCCUUGGCGAGACCCUGCAGCAAAAGCUCUUGGAGCGGCAGGAGAAGACGGCCAACUGGGUGUCUGAGUACUGGCUGAACGACAUGUACCUCAGUAACCGCCUGGCCCUGCCCGUCAACUCCAGCCCAGCUGUGAUCUUUGCUCAGCAGCACUUCCAAGACACCAACGACCAGCUGAGGUUUGCAGCCAGCCUCAUCUCGGGUGUGCUCAGCUACAAGGCCCUGCUGGACAGCCACUCCAUCCCCACAGACUGUGCCACAGGCCAACUGUCAGGGCAGCCCCUUUGUAUGAAGCAGUACUAUGGGCUGUUCUCCUCUUACCGGCUCCCUGGCCACACCCAGGACACGCUGGUGGCCCAGAAGAGCAGCGUCAUGCCCGAGCCCGAGCAUGUCAUCGUGGCCUGCUGCAACCAGUUCUUUGUCUUGGAUGUUGUCAUUAAUUUCCGCCGUCUCAGUGAGGGGGAUCUGUUCACUCAGUUGAGAAAGAUAGUCAAAAUGGCUGCCAACGAGGACGAGCGCUUGCCUCCGAUCGGCCUGCUGACGUCCGACGGGAGGAGCGAGUGGGCCGAGGCCAGGACAGUCCUCGUGAAAGACUCCACCAACCGGGACUCGCUGGACAUGAUCGAGCGCUGCAUCUGCCUCGUGUGCCUGGAUGCGCCAGGCGGCCUGGAGCCCAGCGACACCAACAGGGCGCUCCAGCUCCUUCACGGCGGAGGCUGCGGCAAGAACGGGGCAAACCGCUGGUACGACAAGUCCCUGCAGUUCGUGGUGGGCCGAGACGGCACCUGCGGCGUGGUGUGCGAACACUCCCCGUUCGAUGGCAUCGUCCUGGUGCAGUGCACGGAGCACCUGCUCAAGCACAUGAUGAACAGCGACAAGAAGCUGGUCCGAGCGGACUCCGUCAGCGAGCUCCCAGCCCCUCGCAGGCUGAGGUGGAAAUGCUCCCCAGAAAUUCAAGGCCACUUGGCUUCUUCCGCAGAAAAACUUCAACGAAUAGUAAAGAAUCUUGACUUCACUGUUUAUAAGUUUGACAACUACGGGAAAACAUUCAUUAAGAAGCAGAAAUGCAGCCCCGACGCCUUCAUCCAGGUGGCUCUCCAGCUGGCAUUCUACAGGCUCCACGGCAGACUGGCGCCCACCUACGAGAGCGCGUCCGUUCGCCGGUUCCGGGAGGGCCGCGUGGACAACAUCAGGUCGGCCACUCCGGAGGCACUGGCCUUCGCGCGCGCCGCGACCGACCGCCAGGCCGCCGUGCCCGCUGCGGAGAAGCUGCUGCUCCUGAAGGCCGCCGUCCGCGCGCAGACCGAGUACACGGUCAUGGCCAUAACGGGGAUGGCCAUCGACAACCACCUGCUGGCGCUGCGGGAGCUGGCCCGGGACGCGUGCAAGGAGCUGCCUGAGAUGUUCAUGGAUGAAACAUACCUGAUGAGCAACCGGUUUGUCCUCUCCACCAGCCAGGUGCCCACAACCAUGGAGAUGUUUUGCUGCUAUGGUCCUGUGGUCUCCAAUGGGUACGGUGCCUGCUACAACCCCCAGCCAGAGACCAUCCUCUUCUGCAUCUCCAGCUUUCACAGCUGCAAAGAGACCUCUUCUACCAAGUUUGCGAAAGCUGUGCAAGAAAGCCUCGCUGAUAUGAAAGACCUCUGCAGUCCACCGCAGCCUGCCGAGGGCAAGCCACUGGCAACAAAGGAAAAAGCCGUGAGGCCCAGCCAGGGACACCAACCUUGACUCUUGCCACCAGGUCUCUCCUCCCAAGCCCAGCCUCUGCAGCCCCAGACCCUGC